AUGUCGAGCGGGUGAGUUUUUCAUCGAUUUUGAUUGCAGAAGACUUCAAAUAAAAAUUUCAGACCAACUUCAUGCGGAUGCAAAGCGAAGUGCUUGGCAGAAAUUCCGUAUUAUGGUGAUUUAAUCAGAACUUACUCACCAAAGUGUGCUGCGACUAUUCUAAUGGCGAAUAGAAGAGGUAUGAAAUAUCCAAAAUCAUUUAUUACAUUAUGGGCAUAUGCAAAUGAAAAAUGGAAAACGGAAUCCGAAGACCAUAUUGAGGCGAUUCACCAUUUCGCACAUUGUGCGAAUAUAUUGAAAUAUAGUUCAGAACAUGGGUGGAAAGAAGAGGCUGCGAAAGUCAAAAUGGAUAUUACUGAUCUCGAAUACAAAGAGGUAAGUGAGAAACAGAAAAUUCCAGCAAAUUUUCGAUUUUGAGUCAAAAAUGUUCUAUGGUUCAGACAAGAUUAACGAUUUUUGAAGACAUUUUGGAAUUUACUAGAGCUUUCGGGCAAAAUUAUUUUCGAAAAUUGAUGUUUUUUCAGUUUCUAAAUAUUCGCGUUCGACUUAUCGAUGGGACGUAUGAAAAAAUUCAAAUAACUGAAUUUGAAACGGUCCACCGUUUGAAAUUGAAGAUCGACAAUGGAAAUGGCAUUGAAUGUCAUUUGUCAUUCGGUGGUGAAAUUAUGGUAGACCACAAGUUUCUUACAGACUAUCCAAAUGUAAGCUAAUGAAUAUAAAAUAUAAAAUGAUCACUCUUUUUUUCGUACAGCUUAAGUACGAUCCCGAAGUUAUUCAACAAAUAGCAUAUUGA
Messenger RNA from Caenorhabditis angaria, 793 nucleotides. The record is from the annotation of a GenBank genome assembly. NCBI's taxonomy places the organism in Eukaryota, Metazoa, Nematoda, Chromadorea, Rhabditida, Rhabditidae.